GUUUUUCGUUUUUUUAUUUACAAGAGUUUCGGAAACAGAGUUGAUGAUGACAUUUACAUUUAACAAAGACGUGUUCAGUUAAAGCACAUUAAUUGAUGAACACGUUAAUAUCCUUCCUACCUAACGAUCUGUUCUGAUUCUGUUAGCAAGCGAGAGCUGUCAAUUGCUGCAAUGUAAGCCUUGCAUAGUUUUUAUCUGCAAGUCUUCCAGAGCCUUCCCUAAUCCCCACCCUCUAUGUUUUCAUUCAAUUCAGCUUUAAACAUAUCCGACAACUAGAACAGGCAGUUAAGAGCCUGGCCCCAUCCACAUAUAUUCAAGCUCAAAUUUGUGUAGAAUAGAGCAAGCUAGAAUAGAUCUUAGUCAUCUUACUAGUCCUACCCAGGACACAUCUGAAAAGAUUGGUUCAUGUACUUUAAAGCAAGUUGAAAUCUUCAAGAUAGUGAGAGAUGGAUUUUUUCUUGAGUUGCAUACUCUUGUCUUUUUGCUUUGCUGCCUCCUGGUUCUUAAUCCAAGCCCUCCAUGGAAGAACCAGAGUUAGGCUUCCACCAGGGCCAAAGCCAUUUCCAUUGGUUGGGAAUCUGUUUGAGCUUGGAGACAAACCUUAUCUCUCUUUGACCAAGCUCUCACAACGCUAUGGCCCCAUAAUCAGUUUGCAACUCGGGCAAGUAACGACUGUUGUAGCUUCUUCAUCAGCCAUGGCCAAAGAAAUCCUCCGAAACCAUGACCAAUUCCUUUACAACCGAACAGUCCCGGAUGCACUACGAGCCUUUAAAGACUACAGCUUGCCUUGGCUUCCAGUAUCACCGAGGUGGAGAAACAUUCGCAAAAUAUGCAACUCCCAAUUGUUUGCCACUAAAGAUCUUGAUGCCAACCGAGCAGGUCGGCGAGUCAAAGUGCAAGAGCUCAUAGCUAGUGUCAAGGACAGUAUGGUAAAGGGUGCGGCAGUAGAUAUUGGAGAGGCUGCUUUCAAAAGCACUCUCAAUUUGCUAUCGAGGACUUGUUUCUCUAUGGAUCUAGCUGAAACUGGCUCAGGCAGUAGUGAUACGGCUAGAGAGUUCAAGGAGAUUGUUUGGGGUAUAAUGGAAGAGGCUGGAAAGCCGAAUUUGGGGGACUACUUUCCUGUGCUUAGGAAGCUUGACCCCCAAGGCAUAAGGCGACGCUUCGCCAAUUACUUCCUGAGGAUGUUAGGCUUCAUUGGAUCUAUUGUCAAUAAAAGGUUGGAAUCCAGAAAAGUGCAUGAUUAUGUCACAAGUAAUGAUAUGCUGGAUACCCUUAUAAACAUCAGUCAAGAGAAAAAUGAGGAGGAUAUGAACAACUCCCAAGUUGUUGACCAUUUGUUUCUGGUUCUAUUUGCUGCGGGCACAGAUACAACUUCGGCCACAUUGGAAUGGGCAAUGGCUGAGCUACUACACAACCCAAAUAGCCUUUCUAAAGCUCAAGAAGAGCUGGAUCAAAUGAUUGGAAAAGGAAAACCAAUAGAGGAAUCCGACAUUGCUAGACUCCCUUACUUACAAGCAAUAAUCAAGGAAACCUUCCGAUUGCACCCAGCGGUUCCAUUGCUACUGCCACGGAAAGCUGAAAUAGAUGUCGAAAUUGGAGGUUACAUUGUCCCUAAAGGUGCGCAAGUUCUUGUCAAUGUUUGGGCCAUAGGCAGAGACCCGGGCAUUUGGGACAAUCCAGAUUCUUUUAUGCCGGAGAGGUUCUUAGACAACCAAAUUGAUGUUAUGGGAAAAAACUUUGAGCUUAUUCCGUUUGGCGGUGGGAGGAGAAUCUGUCCAGGUUUGCCAUUGGCAAUGAGAAUGUUGCACUUGAUGUUGGGUUCACUCAUCAACUGCUUUGAUUGGAAGCUGGAAGAUGGAGUUGUACCUGAGACCAUGAACAUGGAAGACAAGUUUGGCCUCACUUUACAAAUGGCUCAGCCUCUCAUAGCUCAGCCUCUCAUGCGGGAACUUUGAUGCAUGUUAGGGGCA
This is a messenger RNA of Rosa rugosa (rugosa rose), 1970 nucleotides long. Its product is annotated as geraniol 8-hydroxylase-like. Gene Ontology annotation, molecular function: iron ion binding; monooxygenase activity; oxidoreductase activity, acting on paired donors, with incorporation or reduction of molecular oxygen. Bases 447 to 1955 code for a protein of 502 amino acids. NCBI's taxonomy places the organism in Eukaryota, Viridiplantae, Streptophyta, Magnoliopsida, Rosales, Rosaceae. The transcript is spliced from 2 exons. The record is from RefSeq and is a predicted model, not a curated record.